Molecule: messenger RNA, 1696 nt
Organism: Megalops cyprinoides (Indo-Pacific tarpon)
Lineage: Eukaryota; Metazoa; Chordata; Actinopteri; Elopiformes; Megalopidae
Gene: qtman
Product: glycosyltransferase-like domain containing 1
Exons: 9
Coding region: 8-1390 (460 amino acids)
Molecular function (GO): glycosyltransferase activity
Source: RefSeq, a predicted model, not a curated record
GCCAUCCAUGAGUGUGCUACUGGUUGAGGCCUUCUACGGGGGCUCCCACAAGCAGCUGAUAGACCUGCUGCAAGAAGGUGUGGACGGCUGUGUUCUAUACACACUUCCGGCCAAGAAAUGGCACUGGAGAGCCAGAACGGCCGCCAUCUACUUCAUGCAGACCAUCGCAGCUAGUUCCUCUUACAGGGUACUUUUCACUAGUUCUGUCCUUAACCUGGCGGAACUGACAGCCCUCCGACCAGACCUGGCCCGACUGAAGAAGGUCCUGUACUUCCAUGAGAACCAGCUGGUGUACCCAGUAAGGAAGAACCAGGAGAGGGAUUUUCAGUACGGAUACAACCAGGUCCUCUCAUGCUUGGUGGCAGAUGUAGUGGUGUUUAACUCCUCUUUCAACAUGGAGUCUUUUCUCACUUCUAUCGCAACGUUCAUGAGGCUGAUCCCCGACCACAGACCCGAAGAUCUGGAAGCGCUCAUCCGACCCAAGUGCCAAGUCCUCUACUUUCCUAUCAAAUUUCCCGAUGUCAAAAGGCUUCUUCCAGAGCACAAACGUCUCCGCAGCCUGGGACAGGCCUGCUCUGAGGAGAGCAGAAGCUCUCAACCCCUCGGCGGCAGGUGCAAUCCUGGGGGGGCUACUGAGGGAAAUCGUUCACCCCAAAACCGUCACUCAGAACCCAGGCCAGGACCCCAGAAAGAGCCCUCCGACUUGGGGAAGCAAGGACCCCAUGUUGCGUCUCGGGACAAUACGGAGAACUGCAGCAGCACAGAGCAAGGGGUCCCAGUGCCUUAUCAAGGGGAUGAUGGGGAAUUUAAACCCUGUGAGAUGAUGGAGACAUGUGACAAGGGCACCAGUCAGCAAAGGCCACUGCACAUCGUCUGGCCACACAGGUGGGAACACGACAAAGACCCGGAGGUCUUCUUCAAGACGUUACUGAAGCUGAAAGAGAAAGGACUGCACUUUCAAGUGUCCGUCCUUGGCGAGACCUUUACCGAAGUGCCAGACAUCUUCACCAAAGCCAGAGAGGACUUAGAUCCCUACAUCUCUCAUUGGGGCUAUGUACCCAGCAAAGAGGACUACAUCAAAGUGCUCUGCCAAGCAGAUGUUGUCGUUUCCACAGCCAAGCACGAGUUCUUUGGAGUGGCCACGUUGGAAGCUGUUCAUUGUGGCUGCUAUCCACUGUGCCCAAAGACUUUGGUUUAUCCUGAAAUAUUUCCUGCUGAAUAUCUGUACUCGACACCUGAGCAGCUCUUUAAGAGACUACAGGCUUUUUGCAGGAGGCCAGAUGUCGCACGAAGACAUUCUGUCAAGGUUGAUACAGCUGCGUUUUCCUGGGACGCUCUGAGGAGGAAAUUCGGGUCUCUUCUGGCAGCCGAGGCCAGCGAGGUUUUGUGACAGAUGGGGUGAAGUCACAAACUUGCUGCCCGCAGUGGAAUCUACAGAACGUUCCAUAGCAGGCCCAUAUUUACCUGAUCAGAGAGGAGCAUGGUGGGGUGGAGUGGGCUGGGGCAAGGAGGGGGACAGAAUGGGGACAGGAGGGAAAAACCGUGGAGGAAGCCAUUGCCUGGCUGCCAUAGCUGUCAUAGCUGACACCGAGCCAGCUGCCACAAACCUGUGGUGGCCUCAGAUCUCCCCUCCCUGCCACCACCCCGGCCUAAAUUAAACCCAUACUCACGCAGACGUUACCCUGCCUGCACAUGU